Molecule: messenger RNA, 1115 nt
Organism: Capsicum annuum
Lineage: Eukaryota; Viridiplantae; Streptophyta; Magnoliopsida; Solanales; Solanaceae
Product: NAC domain-containing protein 90
Exons: 3
Coding region: 102-881 (259 amino acids)
Biological process (GO): regulation of DNA-templated transcription
Molecular function (GO): DNA binding
Source: RefSeq, a predicted model, not a curated record
AUGCACAAAAUUAAGUGAGUGAGCUAGAGUAUAUAUUGUCAAGAUUAUUAUUGAGUUUUAAGAAAAUUAAUAGAGAGAAAUAUUUAUAUAUAUUUGAAUAAAUGGAGAAUAUUACUUGUGCUAAUAAUGUGUUAACACCAGGAUAUAGAUUUUAUCCAACUGAAGAAGAAUUGGUGGAAUUUUAUUUGAGAAAUAAACUUGAAGGAAAAAGAGUUGAUGACAUUCAACGUGUUAUACCAGUUAUUAAUAUUUAUCAAUACAAUCCAUCUCAACUCCCAGAAAUGGCAGGAGAAGUGAUCAAACAUGACAGUGAGCAAUGGUUUUUCUUCAUUCCAAUACAAGAUAGGGAGGCUAGAGGUGGAAGACCAACAAGACUAACAACACAUGGGUAUUGGAAAGCUACUGGUACACCUGGUUAUGUAUACUCAUCAUCAAAUAAUAGAAUUAUUGGAGGCAAAAGAACUAUGGUCUUCUAUAAAGGAAGAGCUCCAAAUGGAAAGAAAACACAAUGGAAGAUGAAUGAGUAUAAAGCUACUACUGAUGAUGAUGGAAAGUUGAGGCAUGAAUUCAGCUUGUGCAGAGUUUACAAGAAAUCAAAGUGUGUUAGGGCAUUUGAUAGAAGGCCAGCUGGUUCUGGAUUAUUAUUAUUAACCCCUCAUCAACCACUAAUUAAUAAUGUUGAUCAUAAUCAGGCUGAACCAUCAAAUAAUAAUAAUAAUAAUAAUAAUAAUAAUAAUAUAAUUGGAACAAGUUCAUCAUCAGGAGAACAUUUUGGUUAUAAUUAUCAAAAUAAUUCACAGCCAGUGGGAAAUUUCAAUGAUUUGUCUGAAACUCCCUUAUGGGAUUUUGAUGACUGGAAUUUUAUUUAUAUGUAUAAUUAGUUCAUCAUUAUUUAAAUAGGAUCAAUUAUGAUUUUUUCUACUUAUAAAUCAAGAGUAGAACAAUAUGGAACAUGUGUAAAUCCUAUGAGUUUAUGUUGUUGUUGUUUUUUUUACGAAUGACUUGAUGGAUUUAAUAGGGUUAAAUAUAUCCAUCAAUUCUUAUUAUAUUAUAUAAGAUCUCAAAGUUUAGAAAUUAAAUUGUACUCCUUUGUGAUAAUAAGAGAACUAGGUUUC